UGCUUGUCAGCCAUCGACGACCAGUUGGUCUCCCUAGGUGCCAUUUUCAUCUAAAUAAAUCCACAUGCGUUUCACAUUCAAAACAAAUCCUUCUACGUUCCGAAUAUCAUAAAAAUGUCCCGUCGCCCUGAGCAUGUCGCUCCACCGGAGAUUUUUUACAACGAAAGUGAAGCGCAAAAGUACACAAACAAUACGCGAAUUAUCGACAUCCAGGUACAGAUGUGUGAGCGUGCCAUCGAGCUGCUGGCCAUAGAUCCGAACGAUGACGCGCCCCAACUAAUUCUCGACAUCGGAUGCGGCUCCGGGCUGUCCGGCAGCGUGCUCGAAGAGCAAGGGCACGUAUGGAUCGGGGUGGACAUAUCGCAAUCCAUGCUGGACGUAGCAGUCGAGCGGGAAGUCGAGGGCGAUCUGUUGCUCGGUGAUAUGGGACAGGGAAUGCCGUUCAAGGCCGGCACAUUCGAUGGUGCCGUGUCAAUCUCUGCCCUACAGUGGCUCUGCAAUGCGGACAAGAAAUCACACAAUCCACCGAAGCGCCUGCAUCAGUUCUUCAGUACACUGUAUUCUAGCUUGACACGCAAUGCUAGGGCCGUGUUUCAGUUUUAUCCCGAAACGGCCGAUCAAAUCGAGCUGGUAACCUCGCAGGCCAUGAAAGCCGGUUUCUACGGUGGCAUUGUGGUGGACUAUCCCAACUCUGCCAAGGCGAAGAAAUACUUUCUCGUGCUGAUGACGGGCGGGGUGGCAAAGCUUCCGGCCGCCCUCGGCACGGACGAAAGUGCAGCACAGAUUGCGUACAACCGGAAGCAGGCAGAGUACGCGAAGAAAGCACGUGGCAAACCGCUGAAGAAGUCUCGCGAAUGGGUGCUGGCAAAGAAGGAACGUCGAAGGCAGCAGGGUGAAGAUACGCGUAAAGAUUCUCGCUUCACGGCAAGGAAGCGAAGCGGUCGCUUUUGAACUGAAUAAACCAAUCGCCUUCACAGUGCAGUAAAACACACAAA
This is a messenger RNA of Anopheles merus, 995 nucleotides long. Its product is annotated as probable 18S rRNA (guanine-N(7))-methyltransferase. Gene Ontology annotation, cellular component: nucleolus. The coding region runs from base 115 to 951 and encodes 278 amino acids. Gene Ontology annotation, molecular function: rRNA (guanine) methyltransferase activity. The transcript is spliced from 3 exons. Gene Ontology annotation, biological process: rRNA (guanine-N7)-methylation. Lineage: Eukaryota; Metazoa; Arthropoda; Insecta; Diptera; Culicidae. The record is from RefSeq and is a predicted model, not a curated record.